Volvox carteri f. nagariensis is the source of this 851-nucleotide messenger RNA. RefSeq lists its product as uncharacterized. Lineage: Eukaryota; Viridiplantae; Chlorophyta; Chlorophyceae; Chlamydomonadales; Volvocaceae. The record is from RefSeq and is a predicted model, not a curated record. The transcript is spliced from 4 exons. The coding region runs from base 27 to 851 and encodes 274 amino acids.
AAACAUAUUUCAUUGUCAUUAGCAAGAUGUUGCGCGUUCCUUGCGGCACCCUCUGCACCGUGCGUCGCUCGACGCCGGUCCACAAGCUUGCUCCUUGCCUGCCGCGGUGCCAAAGGCGUAGCGCUGUCUCCAUAAGUGCGUCCGCGGAGCCCCAAGCUCCAUCUAAGCCAGCUUCUAAGUCUCCAGUGGAGUAUGUGGACGACAACGAGUUCAAUAUCUCCAAGGUGUCAUUCGGCUCCAUCCUGACACCCAUCGGCCUCGGCCUGCUCGUCUGGGGCUUCGGCGCCUACACGACGCUCCUUCCGGGAGCUGACCUUUCGUCUCUUUUCCUGAUCUACGGCUUCCCGAUCAGCUUACUGGGAUUCGCGCUUAGCUAUGCGCAGCUCCGCCCUGUUCCCUGCAAGACCACGAAGGAGGCCUUUGCGCUGCGGGACAGCCAGAUGACAGACAUCCAGAAGCAGAUCCGCGAGGACGUGACCCGCUUCAGGUACGGAGACGAGCAGCACCUGGAGGAGGCGCUGGACCGCAUCUUCAAACCCAACCGCCCGGGGGGUAUCGCACGCAAGCUGCUGCCGGUGCUCACGGGCAUUCGCGAGGAGGUGAGCGAGGAGGGCGCCUACACGCUGGUGCUCGAGUUCUCCAGCAGUCUUGAUACGGACAAGUGGGAGGUCUUCCGGCCCAAGAUCCAGUCCUUCUUCGGACCCGGCAUUGUGGCCGCCCUCGCCAAGACGGAGGCCGGCAUGGAUGUGGCGCUGGUGUGCGACGGCAGCGGCGCGGGGCGCACCGGGAAGGACAAGAAGGACGUGUUGCCGCCGCUCAUGCCGGGACUCAAGGCGCGGCAGCAGGAGUGA